AUGGUCCAUGCGUUACAUGGUGCAUCGCUAACAUUUGUGAAAGUACCUGGUCUCACAUUGUCUUUCUAUCAUACAGAACCAUUACCAUAUAAAAUUUCGUUUGAAGGCAGAUGUUACUCGAACCAAGCAGCAGAUAUCUUUUUGUAUCUUCGUUUAAUAAUUGAUCAUUAUUUACUCUACGCUAAUAAGUUCGUUCUGAACACAGCUGAUAGAUAUAAAUACUUUUCCGGAUUUACAGGUAACCAUUAUAUUGCUCUUAUGGGUGACUGGAGUUGGUUUGCUAGUCCACCAACAAUGACAAUGUGUUCAUUCAGUGAUAUAAUCUAUAUGAAUUCAGGUUUACAAGUUAUUGAUAUAGGUGUUAGAGGUGGAUAUGAUACUGGUAUAGGUGCUUCUUCAUUAAGUGUGGAUGUAUGUAUUUUGAGAAUUGAAGUAAUUCAAUUCGAUCCUCAUGCACAUAUUGAACUAAUGCCUGUCAAUAUUAUGUUGACUACGUCAUAA
Rotaria sp. Silwood1 is the source of this 501-nucleotide messenger RNA. NCBI's taxonomy places the organism in Eukaryota, Metazoa, Rotifera, Eurotatoria, Philodinida, Philodinidae. The record is from the annotation of a GenBank genome assembly.